This is a messenger RNA of Tetrahymena thermophila SB210, 1992 nucleotides long. Its product is annotated as AMP-binding enzyme family protein. The record is from RefSeq and is a predicted model, not a curated record. The transcript is spliced from 3 exons. NCBI's taxonomy places the organism in Eukaryota, Ciliophora, Oligohymenophorea, Hymenostomatida, Tetrahymenidae.
AUGCAACUUUAGAACAUUGAUCUCUUUUCUUAACCAUUUUAAUUUAAUAUUGGAAAGAAUAAAAUGAGGAAAAGAACCAUUUUCGGAGCUAUUUUGUCAAUUUAAGUAAUAAUUAUCAUCAUAGGUUACUUUAUUUAUCUCCUAUAUCAGUAUUUAAAUAAUCUAAUUGACCCUACUUAUAGGUCUUAAAGUGUAAUAGUCAACGAAAGAAUUGAUUUGGAUCUAAAUAAUGAUUUAUUUGCCUUUGAUUACCAAACAUAAGGCAACAAUUCUCUUAGAGAUUUAGAGGCAUAAACAAAUAAAACUUAUUUGGUAUUUUUACCAUUUUUUUAUAGCUCUGAUAUGAAUCUGAUUUAGCUCAAUAUAACUAAAUGUUCAAAUAGUGAGUUAACAGAUUAUAGAUGUUUAGAUUUAUCUACGGUAUCUAAAAAUAAUACUCUAACUUUGGGAUUAAAGGGUAAUUUAAGAUCUAGCAUUAUAUUUUUAGGCUACAGAUGCUAGGAUGUGGACUUUUACAAAACUACGAUCCCAGACAAUUGUGCUGAUCCAAGUGAUAUUGAUGAGAUAAUUAAUAACCUUUCAGCUGCUUUUUAAGUUAAAUUAUAUACUUCACAAUAUAAUAUAACCUCUCAGCAAAUGGAUGUAAAAUUUAGAAAUCAAUAUAUCAACUUAUAAGGAAAUGAGUUUAUUUUUACAACUUUCAAUGUAAUUAAGUAAUAAACAAUUGUAAAACAAGGAGCAGUUUUUUAAUCUGAUUCUACUUUUUCCUCUCCAAUUCAAUAUAAUCCACUCAUACAAAGUUUUGAUAGAAAUACCACUUUUCAAAAAACAGGAUUAAAUUUAAUCAUGCAAAUUACUAUAUAGCUUGAUGAAAUUGUAGAAUUUACCCAAAUACAAUUCCCAACGAUAACUUAAGUUUUUGCUUAAUGUAACACUGUAAUAACUGUAUUAAUGUGCAUUGGAAUUAUUGGUAGGUAUAUUUCAUAAACUCUUUUAGAAUAAGAUAUAUUCAUGCUUAUUUUAUAAAAUAUUUUCUCAAACAAUUAUCUAAAAAUAUUAAAAACUAAUAAUAUUUGUGUCUAAGAAGAAGAUCCUUUGAUUGAUUAAUUGAUUUAAAUGAAAAAAAAUAAGCUGGAUGAAGAAAUUGAAAAUACAGAAUCUAUUGUUCUACCUAAAUUUAAUAUUAAAUUGAAAGAAUCAAUUGAUAUGCAGCAAAUCUCACCUUGCUCAAGUAAAUUAUAUCAAAAUUAUUAGUAACAAGAUGAAGUAAAAAAAUAGCAGUUAGUAAAUCAAAUAGUUCAGAAUAAUUCACAUUCAGAAAAUUUCAAAAUAUCUGAAACUUAUCUCACAAGUACGAAUACUAGAUAUACAGAAAAUGAUGUAUUAGAAAAUAUUUCUUGUUGUAAAAAAAAAUUACUAUCUUAAAAGAGUCUUAAUUCUUAUAAACUUAGAAUUCCAUAAUAAUUUACGAGAAUUUCCCCUAAAAAUAGUUAACAAAUCAAAUUUAAAAACAAUUUAAGAUCUAAUAGUUGCUUGGAAAAUAGAGUAAAUUAACAAAAUUUGAUAUAAAUUUCAGUCGAAAAGGAUAAUAAAGAUAAUGAAGGAAUAUAGAAACUUAAAUUUAAAGAAAAAAUAGAACAUUAUGCCAAAAAGUUUUUUUAGUUAAAAGAUAAUUUCCUGUAAAGAAAGGCAUAGAUGAGUUUGUUUAAUUUUAGGUAUUAUUUCACUAUUCGGAACAGAAAAGAUAUUCAUUAAAACUAAGGAAUGAAUUCAUAAGAGACUAAAGUGGUUGCAAAUUAAGUUCAUCAAACUAUGGAUGUUUUAUAACUAUUUAGAGAUUUGAUAUAACUCAAGAAAGCUGUGAUGGUUUUAUUGAGUAAAGAAUAACUAGCUGCUUUGUAACUGGUAGGUUGUUCAGCUAACCUUUUAAACGCUUAACAUAUUAAAUAAAAUUCACUACAAUUUGAUUAAAAAAUAUAAAAUCAUUUUUGA